GUCAAAGCGCAAAAUAGUGAGCAAAUCAAAUUCAUGUCAAAACAACGAACGUGUACUAGGCCCUGAGUGUUAGUUUUGUACAAAUGCCUUGUCAUCAGGAAUGAACGGACCAUACUGAAGCCAAUAGUGAUACAUUUUUUUCAAAAUUGAGGCUAUAUGCACUGAGUAGAAAGCAUGUCAAGAAGAACUGCAUCACAGAUGUAUUUAGACGAGUCGGUUCUUGGAGGACCAGUGUCCCGCAAGACUCCAGUUGAUAACAUUUCUAUGGGAUCGUCUCCUGGAGUUCCAAUGGCAGCAUCAACAGUAAUGAAGACAAAUAAAUAUCAAGAAUAUUUAGAGGAGGAUACAAGAGGAUCAUUUUAUGGUCAGCAACAUUUUUUAAAGAAUCCAAAUCCUCAAGGCCUCACUGCUCUGAAGCCUUCAACCUUUGACCUAGACAGGCCUGGCUCGCAAAGUCCUCAACAGAGCAAGAAAAAGCUGAAAACAAAAGGACUUCUAGAUAGCCUUGACUCAGAGAGCUCAAGUGAUAUUGAUAAUUUCCUAAAAACUCACAACCUCUCUGAUAUUUUGGAGAAGAUGCCCUCGUCAAAUUUGUCUCUAAGCAUACGAACUGAUCUAGGUAGAGACAGUCUGGGUCGAGAGAGUCUGGGUUUGAAUAAUACUGGAUCCUCUUUGGGCAUACUCUCUAUUGAUUCUAUGCAUGAUCUGUCUGGUAGCCUUCUUCAAAUUGGCAGUCCAACAAACAACCUCAGAGAGUUUGCAGACCCCGAUACAACCCUCACCCCAGACACCCCACUGUCAGGGAUCAGUGAUGAAGGUUCGACAGACUUUGGAUUCCUCGAUACAGGAGCUGAUAAAGCAGGAACUCAUAAAGAAUUGAAAAGUGAUCGGUAUGAAAUCUCUACAGGUUGUUUGGAUUGUGUUAUUAAGUCAAAUAUUUAUCCAGAAGGAACAGGGAAAGAUUGCUGUAAAGAUGAUGGUGUUAUGCAGAGAGAUUUUAAUACUGAACAAAUUCAAAGAUCAAAUUCCAGCAUUGUAACUGGUCGAGAUUCUGAUGCAAAACAUACCAAAGCCAAAGACAAUCACCCUACUUCAAUGCAACCAAUGUAUUCAGAAAGUGGUCGCAGAUUUACUCCAGAAAAGCUUGACUCCAUGUUUUUUGAACACAGUCCAAUGGCUAAUAUACCACGACCAGGCAGCGGAGAUGGUGAGGAAAUCUUCACACCAAGGCUGCCAUCUCAAGGCCAAGAACAAACAAGUAGCCAUGUUAGUCUUCCAAAACAGACAUCAAAAUCAACAUCUGAUGGUUUUGUAACAAAUGAGGCAUUGCGUCAGAACAGUGCUAAUGACAUCAGUUUUGCUGGAUCAAGUCUUCCAUUUAGGCAAUCUCAGAAGAGUCCACCUCUGGGGGCAAGAAGGCCAUCAGAAGGAAGUGAAGGCAGCUGGCAAGAUGCUGCCAUCACCAGACAAAAGAAGUUCACAAAGUCUUCCCAUAAGAAAAAGAAUACUAAUAUAGAGGCAGUUUUAAAGCAAGAUAUUCGUGGACGUGCUAUUGGUAGUGAAUCUAUGGACAGCAGUGAAAUAGACACAGAAGAUGAACUGGAAGCUGUUAGAAAGGAAUUGGAGGAGCGUAACAGCUACGUGGAACCGGCUGAUAGAGAAUGCAUAGGUGAGAGCGAAGAGAGUAGUAAUGAUGGACGUCCUGGCCUAGAAGGUGGUAGUUCAGAUGAGAAUGAUGUAGCUUAUAACUACAAUUCAAUCCAAGGUCCCAGAGAAUCAGCAGAGGGUGAGGUGAUAGCCCCUGUGCCUGGUGAUGGUGGGGGUGGUGGUGAUGGAAUGAGUGAUGGUGAGGAUAAUAACGUCGCCUCUGCUUCAAUUCAACCGUCUCUCACUACAAUGGAUUUUUUUCACGGGCUUGGGUCGCAAGGCUCAGCAAGGACUGAUCAACAUUCAAGGAAUAUCGAAGGUCGGUCUCAAGGCAUGUCACAGGGUCCAUCACGGGGUCAGCCUGUAGGGAACGGCACAAUAUCAUCACCUUUUCGUCAAGUACGGUUUGCAAGUAAAGAUGAAGUCAACAUGUUAUCUAGGCUAGACAGUGACUCCGACUAUUCGAGGGGAAGACCUUCUAAUACUUCCAUUUCAAGUGAUACCAGUAGAUUGGAAGGGGGUGAUGUAGAACUUCCAUCCAUGUUCUUGAAUCCUAACACUCAUCGUCAUGGUGACAGUGCCCUGAAUACAUCUGGUAGCCAAUGGCAAGCGAGCAGUAUCCACUUUGAAGAAGGGGAGUCUGCAUUUGAUGGCGAUGGCAAGGAAAGUAUGACAACAUAUCAAUCACCUCAAAGAUAUAAUCCAUUUGACCAAGGUGUCGCAGACUCUGGACAACCUUUCAAUGGCCGAUCUUCUCUAGGUGACUUUGGCAUGGGUAACAUGGACAUAACCUUUUCACAGAAGUUCUCUUUUGGUGACGAUGAAUUUUCGCAGCUGGAGACAUCUGCCAGAAGCUCUGGGAGUGAGCACAGUGGCAGUACCAGAAGCAGCAGUAACACCAGUAGACAGGUUGCUGGUAAUUCAUUUCAAGUAGGUAGUGAAAGUGGCAUUAAGGAACAACACAGCUCUGUCUACCUUGAUAAUGAUGGUCAAGUUGUCAAUGACUUGGCAUUUAGAAACUCACUACCCACAAUGCAUCAAGACAAUGGCCCCUUUUCUGCUUCUGAUAAUAGUUUUACUGUUGAUGACUUAGGAUUUGAAAAUGAUGAAUUCAUAAGUGGAGGGGAUGCCAAAGCACUGAUAGAUGAAGCAGAGAAAUCUUUUCAGCAAGAGAAUUUAUUUAGACAGGAUGAGCAUAUGUCACCUGAACAAGCCAGUAGUGGUCAGUUUGAUUGGUCAGCAGGUAACACAGCCUCAACAGGUGUUGAGAACAUCUUAGGUGGAUACAAGGACAUUAUUGGUACAGAAGACUUCUGUAGGAUAUCCAUCGGAGCAUUCAUGGAAGCCCGGACGGAAACUCUUGGCUCUCUUUCUGGGAAUGGAAAUAAUCCUAGACCUGAGUUUGGUGCUGGUAAGGUGGUAUCCCCAUCGUCUGGCCUACCCCAUGCACUCUAUGACAAUGUGGAGACUUUGGAUGACACUUCCCUCCAAGAAGCUUCUACCUUUGAUGGUUCUCAAACUUUAGCUGAUGACACAAAUUCAGAAACAAUGGACAUAAAAAGUUGGAAAACUUCAAAAAGUAAUUUUGAAAUGGACAGUGGAAAUAGCACAUACAAUGUAACAUCAGGUAGCAUGAGUCGGACAUUAACAGGUGACACGUCUGAAUUAGAAAGAAGCAAUCAAGAUUUAGGAUUAGAUAAUAGAGGCAAUCGUGCUACACCAACAGAUAAAAAGAGUGGUGAUUUGGACAUGACCCACACCCCAGCUGUAAACAUGAGUGCAAUAGCUUCAGCAAUAGUAAACGCAUCCAGUUCAACGAAACCACAAGAAUUAGCUGCUAUGAUUCUUGCGCUGUCAAACAAACCCAAAGACACUGCUGGUAAAGGAGUGUCGGAAAAGAGUGAUCCGAGAUCAAACAUUGGUCAGAAAGAAGCAGAGAAAAGAAACAGUACAUCUGAAAGUACAAGGCAGGGUCGUGACAAUAUGGCACCUGCAACAAAAACUCAAUAUGAAAAGUCUUCCAUGUUUAAGAAAGACAUGAAAAAACAGGAAGGAAUUGAAAACCAAAGCAAGCAAAGCAAGACUGUAAAUCAGAGUGAUCAAAUUCCUUUUUCGCAAAAUAUUAAGAGAUCAUCCAGAUCGAGCCAUGGUAGAGAAACAAAUCUCAGAGAAAGACACAGUGAACUUCACAAAGACAGGCAAUACAAUUCUUCACGCCCUCAGAGAGUGGGAGACGGGGUUGAAGAUGCCCUGAGGUCAAAUUCUAUGUCAAGUAAUGAUUCAGUAGAAAGUGAAAAAAAUGCUGUCAUGCAAUAUGUUACUCCAUACAAUGCGAAAAGGGACGUUACAGAACAACAAAGCAGAGAAGCAUAUAGCAAAACCUCUAUCACAUCCAAAGAGAAACCAGAAGGAACUCAAGGAAACUGUGCCACAAAGAAAUCUGAUAAUGUCUCAAGGAACUUAAAAUCUUCUGAUAUAGGUGUCAGAGAUUUCAAUGCAGUUGUACAGCUUCCUGAGGUGUAUUCAUUACAGUCUGGUGAACCAAAGGUUGGACAGGUUGACCCAAUGCAGACUGCAUCUAAACCUUUAAAUGAGGGGGACGACAUGGAAAUGUCUGAUGCCAUGGUUGUUGAAAUGCUAAGGAAAUCCAGGCCGAAGAAAAGUGCACAGGUUGUGAAAAACCAAAAAAGACAAGAUACAGGUCAUGGGGAACCAUUCAUAAAAGAAGAUGUCCAAAAGGUGGCACGUUCUAACCACAGACCUCAUGCUAUAAACAGUUCUAAAAAUGGACAUGAUAAUGUCAGUCGAGGUUCUGUAACACGGCAACCGCAUGAUCAAUUAAAGGGUAGUUACUCCAAAAAAGCUAGCACUGAGUCAGAAUGUAAAACAGAAAGUAAACGCAGUGAACCUAUGAAUCAGCUACAACCUACUGCAACUUCCAGACAUAGCAGUACUCAAAAAUUGAAAUAUUCUGGCCAGAAUGAAGGGCUCAGUGAUAUGCAAAUAAAUAAUGGUUAUCAGCCUCAAGAUUCUAGUAGUUGCCAGACUAUUAAGUUGCCAGCAAGACCAGUAGAGAGGGAACAGCUGCAUUCAAUUGAAAACAAGCAUAAAAAACCUCAUGAAGAAGAUCAUCUACUGGACAGCCAACAAAAACAUCUACCCAAGACUGAAAGUAUGAUUAUAUCAAAAGAGAAUUCACUUAAUGUAGAUAAAAGUAUGUCUAAUGUUCCACGUCCUCACAAUCUUUCUGACACCGGUAACCAUGUUGGUGUUGGUUUGCAAGAACCAGAAAAUCAGAAUAAGAGAUCACCAGAGAAGAAAGGUAAGAGAUCAUCACCAGGUAAAGGGCGAUAUUCAAGAAGAUCACGAGACUCUGAAGUAAUAAUUGUUGGCAAACAUCGCAUUGUACCAUCAGAAUUAAUGUCAAGGCCAUCAGAUAUUAUGAACGAAACUGAAGACAGCUUCUUCAACAUAACUCAGAGCCAACCAAAUGAUGCUGAAAAAAGUCCAGAACAAACUGUUGGCAAAGAAAUAGAAGAUGACAAAAUAUUGAUGGACAUUGUAAGAGGAAAUCUUAGUCGGCAGCAAAUGCAUGUGUCACCAUCACAAAAAUCAAAGAAAUCAAUAUCACCUAGGACUCAUGAAAGGGAUAGUGAUUUUCCAAGGCCACAGCAGAAGUAUAGUUCUGCAGCUCACGUGUUGCCAUCUCCCUCUCGUAACAGACAUGCUCCUGAAGAACAUCCACAUCAACCUCAACUUGUCAGUACUGCAUCAAUUUCAAACGACCAAAGAUAUUUAGCCCCACAACUUUCAAUUCCUAUUUCAUCAAUACCUAGUCAUGGCUUUACCAACCAGACAUCUUUAUUUCCAACUAAUAUGCAUCAUGAUCCUAUCUCAACCUUUCAACCUAUCUCUGAUAGCAGAAGUCUUUCAGUGCUGCCACCACCUGGUAAACCCACUUUAUUAACUAGCCAAUCACUUCUCAAUACUGUUGUUGCUAGCCAGUAUUUAAAUGACAGACCAAUAAUGACAACCCAUGCCACAGAUCAAAACAGUAGCCACACCAGUACUGGUAGUAGCCACUUCUUUGGAUCUACAUUUCCAAAUGCAUAUGGAAUGCUGCCACCAACCAGCCAAGGGAGUCGUUAUUUACCGGUAUCUUCAGCUCAGGGACAACCUGCAGCUGGAAGGGCUCACUUUAUAUCAACUCUUCCUAGUGGUACAACAGUCCCACAUUUUCAUGGACCAUCAUCAUUGCCUCAUGCAAGCAUCGUUACUAGCCUUGUUGUACCAAGACAGCUUAGGUUUCAGGGAGUAUGUUGUGUUGGUAUUGCUGCACAGGCAAAGCUUCCCCUUCACAACCCAUCCUCCAGAUGGUUGCAAUGCUCACUGGAGGUGGUCUCAGUGACAGUCAAUGGAGAAGAGUCUAAUCCAGGAAGCAAGCCUUCGUUUUUAGUCCAUCCAAAAACCGUCAUUAGCCCUCAUACUACUGAAGAGGUCAAAGUGAUAUUCAUGCCCAAACAUCCUGGCAUUUACAUAGCUGAAGUUCAUGUAGCCUCUAGCCCAGUUGUUGCUGAUAGUGAGGCAGCAUUGGUGCAGGCAUCUGCUCCACAAAUAGUGACCAUACAAGGUUUGGCUGAGAAGCCUAAUAUUGAGGUACUGGAAUCCGACGAGGGCAGUGUAAACUUUGGCAACGUUAACCAGAACACCUCUGAGUCAAAAAGUAUUAUGUUGGUGAAUCGUGGAAGAGCAACAGUGCCCAUAAGAAUUUCUCUCAUUUCUGGUUCUUUGAUGCAUCAUUUAAGCUUUAAUGUUGGUGAAAAGUCCAUUGCAGGAAUGGCAACCCAGCCAGUGCACACAACAUUAGCAGGCCACGAGAAUCAGGCUGCUGAACCUCCGUCUGUAGCUGUCUGGGUCCACAUCAAAUCAUCCGGUAAGCUAAGCAGCAGCAGUAGUAGUAGUGGUAAUUUAGGCCCCCCUGAUGUCAUUUCUGGACAGCUGCAAGUGGAGUUUGACACCCCAGAGCAGCAUGAAUACCUAGCAGUACUACCCAUCAAGGGACUUGUUGGAAUAGCUAGACUCCAUGCACCAAGAAGUUUACAGGUUUUGGAGUUUGCAUCCUCCGUUGGUCAGCACUCUAGUCGUAAUCUGCCUUUGAAAAAUGCCGGUAACCUCAGGCUAGACAUCCAUUUGUCUGUUACUAGAGCUAAGGAAUUAUUCACCAUGGUACCAGAGAAACUGUCAAUAGAACCAGGGGAUGACAGGGACAUCUUGGUGAAGUACAGUCCUAAGGAAGCACCCUCAGAGGUAGAAAGUGUCCUUAUCAUCCAAGUUGUACCUGAUGGACCACAAUACGAGGUGGUUGUAAGAGGAAAAGCAACCCCCUACGCUUCAAAGUCCAAAGCACCAUCAACUCCACCUAUUCUAUGCACUAAACAGUUUGUAGUGUGGGGAGGAGUACCAGUUGGCAGAGCACUCCAGCAGAAGAUGGUGCUAAAGAACAACUCAGAGACUCAGCUAAUGAAAUUGAAAUUGUCAAUCAGGGGAAAUACUCAAGAUUUUCAGCUUCAGAGUUCUUUUGGACAGCAAGAAAAACUGACAGACAACCGGCAAGUUCUUCUCAAGCCCUCAGAGGAGUUUCCAGUACACAUCCUGUUUGCGCCAACUUCAGAAGGCACCAUGCAGGGAACACUAGUCAUCAAACCAAACUCUGGCAACACAAAGUUUACAGUGCCAUUGUCUGGGUAUGGUGGCGUGAGUAGUAUAAUUUUGAAUGGCCUCACACAUGUUGGUGAUACAUACUUGUCAAAUAUAAUGAAUGUGACUGCUGGGAAGAUUAGAACCCUGUCAUUUGAAGCCCUGAACACAGGUUCAAGGGCAGCUUUUGUUAAGAUCAUCCCAUUUGCUGAUCUGAAAGCAAGUGAAAAGCUAGAAUCAAAGAGAAUCAGCAUCAAACCAAACGAGUUUAUUUUGCAAAAAGAAAAACUCCAGAAAAUUACUUUGACGUUACAUUUAACUAAAACGGACGAAGUUCUGUGCUGUCAGCAAUCACAUCUAUUGUGUGCAGUUGGUAUUUUCUAUGGAGAUGAGAUCACAAGACACCAGUUUCGACGCGCUCAGAAAACAGGAACCGCAAAAAAAGUCGUAUUGUCCAGCAGUAACCCACUGAAGGAUGUUGUGUUUGAUAAACCGUUCUUCAACGAGGAAAACAUAGACGAAAAGUGCAAUCUACCACCAACACCAAAUGACAGCCAGCUGUUCUAUUCAUGUAUGUCGCGAUUAAUGGUGUCCCUGAUUGGCGCGUCAAAAGAAGCCGAUGAGAGUAUUCAAUACGAAGGAGACUGGAACCUGAAACAGACAUCAGAAUUUGAUAACCAAAUGCAAACUUUACCCAGGAGUAAAGAUACUGGCAAAGAAAGGAUUAGGCUGACAUCAAAUUCUCCACCAAAUAAGGAAACACCUGCACCACCCUCUUCCCACAAUGCAAUAUUGUCUUCAGUCAUCUCGUCCAAUAGUGACUCAGGUCCCUGGAGCAUUCAGCCAGAACAGCUGGUGUUACACGCGCAAUCCCAUACUGUCAGCAAGGGACGGGUUCAAGUCAUCAACUACACAGACAGAUCGCUCAGCUUUGAGUUGACUUGGCCUGGACACUGCUUAACCGUAACACCUCAGACUGGGGUAGUGGAACCUCGUAGCCAGAUCUUGGUGUUGGUUAGCCCAAGCCCUGCUCUAGCUUCCAGGGGCGUUCAGCUGCCUUGGGGUGGAAGUGUGUAUAUUAAGUGUGAUGGAAUCUUAAAGGAGAUAAAAGUUCAAAUCAGGGAAGACAUGGCAUUAGACACAUCCAUUUAUCCAUCAGCUGGACAUCUACAGUCACUUAACAACCAACCGUCCACCCCCGCAGAGACAAUAGGAGUGCCCAAGCUUCCUGUAACACAACAGAUUAUAGUUAAAUCCAGGACAGUGUCUUUUGAGGAAACGAGGGUGGGGAAUGUCGCAGAAGCAACAGUUGAAUUUAAAAGCAUGACAACUGAAGUGCUACGGUGGUGUUUAUCAUCAUUCGCACCAGCGUAUGUGAAGCAAGAUGGCGGGGAGGUGUUCCGUGCUACGUAUUCUGCCUUUCGAUUUGCCAAACAAUCGGGGUCCAUUCUGUCUGGACAAGAAUUUAAGUUCAAACCAUGCUAAUUCUUGCUACGGGAUUGGAGUUGAGGAUUCAGAACUGAUGUUCCCAACCACCGAGCUACAUGCAACGUCCAUGCUCAAAGUUGUUAUUAGGAACCGAACGGAACAGAAUCAAGAGGUCAAAUUCCUGAGCCCACAGACUCCAUUUAUGAUAAAGCACUUUAAACAUGUGAUCCGCAAUGGGCACUAUGCCCGGCUUCCCGUCUUCUUCAAGCCCACACAUCCAGGCAAGUUUUCCGGGACGGUAGUUAUUCAGACCAGUUCGGAUCAAAAGCUAGCUGUCAAACUCCAUGGGGAAGCAGUUUAAAGGUUUCCCAUGAAAUACAGUAACAGUGUAAAUUUCAUGCACGCUUCCAAGAACCUGUCUACUGCCAUAGGCUGUGUUUUCUGCUAGUACAUUAUUAAGACAAAGAGGGUCUGCUUACUGCUGUGAUAGCCUGGUUAAGAGAUUCGUUUCCAUGGUGUGAUGAUAACACCCAAUCAGAAUGUAUUUUGGAAAAGGAGUACACAUUAAUAUUGAAAAAGUACACGUUGCUACCGGGAGAAUAUAAAUCGAUCCAUUAUUUGCUGUGAAAUUUUUUUUUUUCUUUAAUUCUUAGGAAAUGGUAUUUAAUUAUUAGAUAUUUUAUAUUAGCAAUUAUUGUGGGAUUAGGGUGUAGGUGCACUCUUGUUGUUGGUUCAGUCUUGAUUUACCCCUACAGGUCGGUUUGAGCUCAAGUUUUGUGUUUACCUUUUCAUUUAGUACUGACACUCUGUCGUUUAUUUUAUUAUUUAUUUAAUUUUACUUUUAGGCACAAUGUCCGAAGAUAUGCCAAUAGCAAACUUAUGCACUAAAUGGCAAUCUCUUUCUCAAUACAACAUAUACACAUGAUACACUACAUGAACCAAGUCUCAUUAUGAGGCGUACAGUAGGGAUUAGAAUUGUUUUUGUCGUGAGAGUUGUGUAAUGUAAUCUCUAUGUAUCUUGGAUACAGAUGUGUAUAUUACUAGCUAUAAAUAAUGUAACUGAACACAGUUUAUAAUAGGUACUAUACUAUUCAAUUGGAAAUUCUUCACUCACUUGCAGUGUUUGAGUUAUGAAAAUUAUUAUUAUUAUUAUUAUUAUUAUUAUUCUUUC
Molecule: messenger RNA, 9943 nt
Organism: Anneissia japonica
Lineage: Eukaryota; Metazoa; Echinodermata; Crinoidea; Comatulida; Comatulidae
Product: centrosomal protein of 192 kDa-like
Biological process (GO): centrosome-templated microtubule nucleation; mitotic spindle assembly; protein localization to centrosome
Cellular component (GO): centriole; cytoplasm; pericentriolar material
Molecular function (GO): protein kinase binding
Source: RefSeq, a predicted model, not a curated record